Molecule: messenger RNA, 1776 nt
Organism: Phycodurus eques (leafy seadragon)
Lineage: Eukaryota; Metazoa; Chordata; Actinopteri; Syngnathiformes; Syngnathidae
Gene: rab32a
Product: RAB32a, member RAS oncogene family
Exons: 3
Coding region: 135-776 (213 amino acids)
Biological process (GO): vesicle-mediated transport
Cellular component (GO): Golgi apparatus; vesicle; trans-Golgi network
Molecular function (GO): GTPase activity; GTP binding
Source: RefSeq, a predicted model, not a curated record
GUGGACCAGCCCGGUCCGUUACAACCCACUUUUUUUUCUUUCUUCUUCUUCUCCUCCCUUCUGGUGCGCGAGGAAGAACUCAUGACAACCCUUCCAUAAAAAGUUGCGCGCAGCACCGUCGUUUUGUGGCGAGCAUGGCCGGCGGUUCGGUGUCGGAGUGCAAGGAGUACUUGUUCAAGGUGCUGGUGAUCGGGGAGCUGGGCGUGGGGAAGACGAGCAUCAUCAAGCGCUACGUGCACCAGCUCUUCUCGCAGCACUAUCGGGCCACCAUCGGCGUCGACUUCGCCCUCAAGGUCCUCCACUGGGACAGCAAGACGCUCGUCCGCCUGCAGCUCUGGGACAUCGCAGGUCAGGAACGCUUCGGGAACAUGACGCGGGUGUACUACAAGGAGGCGGUGGGGGCCUUCGUGGUGUUCGACGUGACCAGGGGCUCCACGUUUGAGGCCGUGUCCAAGUGGAAGCACGACCUGGACAGCAAGGUGAAGCUGGCCAACGGAAGUCCCAUCCCCUCGGUACUACUGGCCAACAAGUGCGACCAGAAGAAGGAGGGCUACAACAACACGACGCUCAUGGACAACUUCUGCAAGGAGGCGGGCUUCCUGGGCUGGUUCGAGACAUCCGCCAAGGACAACGUCAAUGUUGAUGAGGCGGCCAAAUUCCUGGUGGAGAACAUCUUGGCCAAUGACAAGGGCUUGCCGUACGAGGAGAGCAACGGAGACCGCAUCAAACUGGACCAGGAGACUGUGCCGGCGGAGAGCAAGCCGGGCUGCUGCUAACGCUCAAUACGUCCACGCUAACAGUCACACACACACACACGCACACACAAGUGCAAGCCAGGGUGGAAAUGUUUCGGGAAAGGACUGAGGCUCAUUUAACCUGCAGUUGUAUUUUUUUUUUUUUUUUAAUUCUUAAAUAGUAUAUUUCCCUAGAGCAAAAUGUUAUGUUGAUAGCCUCCAAAAUAGCUUCAGUCUCUAUCGGUCACCUCCAAAGCACUCUGUGUCUGUUUUCUCGACUGUUUUCCCCCACCACUAACAAUUAACCGCAGCCCCUAAAUACUUGAAGUUGGCUCAUCGGCCCUGGACUUUACCUGGCGACAAGGGCUGAGGCUAUUUUUCCAUUAUUAUGAUGGUGAUGAUUGAAUUAGACUACCUGCAGACUGCCUUUUUUUUGUGUGUUUGUGUUUUUAAGACUCUUUUGAGUGUUUUCCACUGUGUACACAGAAGGGCUAUAAAGCUUCUUUCUUUUUUGAAAUAUUUUAAAGUGCACUCUUGUUUAUGUCGCUCUAUAUUCAAUUUGACUCCUGCGCCACACAGUUAAGCAUUAACUGUUAUUGUGCUGUUUGUAUAGCUGUAAAAGUGAUUCAUGCAGCAGUUCUGACAUAUUUUGUUGUAUUUCCUCAAAUAAAUGUCUCUGCAAGUCAAUAAAUAAAUCCCCCUCCCUGACUGCUAUUUGAGGAAAUACUUAUUUUUUAAAAAAAAUUUAUUAUUUCAAUAAUACACAUGAUUUUGAACACUUUAAGCACAAACACUCUAUUUUAGGAAGCUCGGAGUGGAGAGAAUGAUAUAGUUGAAUUGUGGUAUGUGUGUUAAAAAUGCAUCACACUCAUGCAUUAUUUAAUGUCUGAGAUUAAACAAAUAAAAUAAAUAUAUUAUCUCCUUGUUAGGUUUACAUGUGAAAAUAUGGUGAAGCGAAUACAUAUUUUAACUGCUGUAUAUUGACUGCUGGUAUUGGUAAAUGUUUUCAUGAUGGCUAGAUUAAACUGUAUUUAUCUUGUGC